GGGAGACAUCCGCCAGGGCCCGCUUCCGGGAGGAAGUGACGCGCCCAGUCAGCUUCCGGCCGGGGAGGCUCAGCCCCACCUCCGCGCCGGGCAACUUAAAGGGACCGCGACCCCCAGGAGGAUUGAAGGAGACCGGGAGGCUGCCGGCGUGGACCGUGGGAAGGCGGGGCUGGGGCUCGGCGGGAGGCCACCCCCGCAGCCGCCCCGGGAUGAGCGCGCCCAGCAGCUGCUGGACGCGGUGGAGCAGCGGCAGCGGCAGCUCCUGGACACCAUCGCCGCCUGCGAGGAGAUGCUGCGGCAGCUGGGCCGCCGGCGCCCGGAGCCGGCUGGUGGCGGGAACGUCUCAGCCAAACCCGGAGCACCUCCCCAGCCAGCUGUCUCCGCCAGAGGUGGCUUUCCAAAGGAUGCUGGCGAUGGAGCUGCGGAGCCCUGAGCAUCCCUGAUGGGCGCCCUGACUUCUCUCCCUCCCGGGGCUGGUGGCUGAACUCUGAACAACUCCCUUCAAUAAAGGGGCCAGUCUUCACUGGCAGUGGCUGGUACUUGGCUCUCAGCCUGGGGUGGCAGCUCUGCUAGCAGCUGGGUUCACUCCCACUUCAUCCUGGCUGAAGGCAGUGCUGAGCUUUGAAAUGUAGCCAACGAAUAUCCUGUCUGAUUACCCGGAUUUGGGCAGAUCAGCAGUGCUCUCCAGAGUGGUCUGGCCUGGUUUGGGGGAUCCAGGUGGUGUUACAUGUCCAUUUCAUGCUUUGGGGGCUCCUAGCCCCACAAAACACUUUUAGCAGAGCCUUGAUUAAAAGGAAACCUGCAGACUCUUCCUGGUGACCGACCUUUCCUUUCUGUCCCCCAAGACUCAGCUGGGGAGGGGAGAGGGUGGUAAGCAGAGGAAAAUCAUCAACCAUGGGUAGGUUUGGGAAGAAAUGCCACAGAUACUACCAGAUUUAAAUAAGCAUUUAAUUAGGAUUUCAUUAGUAUUUAAUAUUGCUUUUUCAAUUCCAAAAAGUUAAAUUUUCACUUCUUAGCAGAUAUUUUAAAGUACAAUAUUAAGUUUAUACAAAAUGAGCAAUUAAGCAAACACCAUUAUUUCACAUUCUUCAAAAAUACAAAUUCAUAUUUACUCUUUUUUGGGUUUGGAGGUUUCUUCCUUUGGAAGUACUGAACCUGUAACGUUUUCAUAUCGCUCGGUGGAAGUCCGUUGUUCCCAUGUUUCACACUUCAAUAACUUUGAUAGGCUUUCACAUAAUCCAAAUAAAACCAUUUGAGAUUUAAAAAACUGUCA
Molecule: messenger RNA, 1273 nt
Organism: Lutra lutra (Eurasian river otter)
Lineage: Eukaryota; Metazoa; Chordata; Mammalia; Carnivora; Mustelidae
Gene: C4H1orf122
Product: chromosome 4 C1orf122 homolog
Exons: 3
Coding region: 290-433 (47 amino acids)
Source: RefSeq, a predicted model, not a curated record